CUUGUUUAAACUGUCAAGAUGGUACGGGUUCAUUUAGUGCCUUGUUAACCAUCAUUGCAAGCUAAUGCAUGUGCUGUCUCUAGGUUGUUCUUGCGGCCUCCAUCUGUACCCGCGGCGGGAAAGCUGUCCUUUCCAGGCAGUUUCGAGAGAUGCCCCGAUCACGGAUAGAAGCUCUCCUGGCUUCAUUCCCCAAACUUGCCGACUCGGGAACUCAACACACGACUGUCGAGCAGGACAAUGUCCGCUUCGUCUACCAACCCCUGGACGAACUGUACAUGGUUCUUAUAACCAAUCGACAGAGCAACAUCUUACAGGACAUCGACUCCCUCCACUUAUUCGCCCAGGUUGUCUCCAGCACAUGCAGAACCUUGGACGAGAGAGAGAUUGUGAAAAAUGCUUACGAGCUGCUCAGCGCUUUCGACGAGCUCGUCACACUCGGAUACAGAGAAAACCUGACUCUCAGCCAGAUCAAGACAUUCCUAGAGAUGGAAAGUCACGAGGAACGUAUUCAGGAGAUCAUCGCACGGAACAAGGAGUUGGAGGCCACUGAGGAGCGGAAGAGGAAGGCUAAGCAGCUUGAGAUGCAACGGAAGGAAUCCGCCCGCACCGGCCGUCCCAGCGCACCACGAACUCCUGUGUACCCCACAUAUACACCUCCCAGUCGGCCAACUCCCACAGAUACAUAUGAUUCCUAUGAAGCCGAGAAGAAUAAGUCUUACAAGCCGGCGACCACAAAGGUGAAGGGCAUGCAACUUGGGAAGAAAUCCAAGACUACAGACAUGUUUGAGCGUGUUCGUGGGGAUAUGGGAGCCGAAGUCGACGACACUCCACUGGUACCAGCCGCACCAGCCCCGGCUGCCGAGCCUGUUGCGCCACGUCACUCUUCAACCCUAGAUCGUGAUGCUAUACAUCUCACCAUCAACGAGGCUAUUGGGGCUAAGAUCUCGAGAGAUGGCUCGCUCACCUCCUUGACUGUUAGCGGUGACUUGAGUCUUCGCAUAUCCGACCCCAGCUUGACCAAAGUCAAGCUCCAGCUAACAGCCAACGCUUCGCAUGGCGCCCAAUUCCGCACACACCCUAAUGUCGACCGUGGUCUGUUCACGAGCAACAAGGUCAUUCAGAUGAGCAACGUCGCCCGCGGCUUCCCUGUCAAUAACUCUGUUGGCGUUCUACGAUGGCGAACCGCGCCCAAGACUGAUGAUACAAGUGCUCUCCCUAUUAGCUUUACCGUGUGGGUUAACAAGGGCUCAGGAGGUAACCACACAAUUACGAUAGAAUAUGAGCUCACGGGAGGCGAUACGCUGAAGGAUGUUUCUGUGGUUAUUCCAUACGCUACAAGUGAACCUUCAGUCAGCAGCUUUGAUGCCGUCUACGACGUGUCUGGAGACACUCUGGAGUGGACAAUUGGAACGAUAGACUCUGAUAAUGGAAGCGGUUCGUUCGAGUUCGACGCCCAAGCCGAUGAUGAGAACGAGUUCUUCCCGAUGCAGGUGCGAUUCUCGAAAUCUUCGCCGUUUGUUGAUGUCGACGUUUCGUCGGUGAGACUCGUGGAGGAAGACGAAGAAGUCGCAUAUUCAAAGGAUAUUAGGUCGGUUGCUGAAAACUUCCUGGUUGAGUAGACGAGCAGGUAUUUGAAUGAUCAAAUAACUUUUGCCUUGUGAGCGAUUCACCUAGAAAUGAUGAGAGACGGCCGUUACAUGACGGGGUUUGGCUGUAUGCUAUUGUGGUAGGAAAAUAUUACAGGAGUUGCUAGUAGACUACGUAGGUACUAUAUGACGGAAGGAGGGUAAUAGUAUGAAUGAAUACCAUGAAGUACAGUAGGUCAAUACGUGAUUCACAUAGCAAAAAUCAUGAUCCUGAUGUCUUGAGAA
Xylaria bambusicola is the source of this 1871-nucleotide messenger RNA. RefSeq names its product putative coatomer subunit delta. The annotation marks the transcript as partial. Gene Ontology annotation, cellular component: COPI vesicle coat; cytosol. The transcript is spliced from 4 exons. NCBI's taxonomy places the organism in Eukaryota, Fungi, Ascomycota, Sordariomycetes, Xylariales, Xylariaceae. Gene Ontology annotation, biological process: Golgi localization; endoplasmic reticulum to Golgi vesicle-mediated transport; retrograde vesicle-mediated transport, Golgi to endoplasmic reticulum. The record is from RefSeq and is a predicted model, not a curated record.